CGAAGUAUUAGAACGCAGCCCACGGCCUUCCUCAACUCAUUCUCAACAAGUUCUACGUCUUCCUCUCGCACUCGUAGACCAGCCGAUCGAACUUUUGGCCAGAAGCAACUUGUCAACCUACUCUUCCACCAGCUCCCCGGGGACUAUCUUCGCGAACGCGGCCGCUUGUGAGCUGCCUGUUCUGAUAGCGCUACUAGUAGUUGUUGUUGCAGUUGUAGUAGUAGCCGGCGCUUCCUCCGAGGGGUCCCCGCAGCGAAGAUGAAGCCGACGGGCAAGAUCCUCGCGAUGCUGAUCGCGCCGGACAGCAACGUCGCGCCGGCCUUCUCGCAGCACCAGUCCGUGUCCGUCUCCACGCGCCGGGGCUCGUUCGGCCAGCGUCGCAGCACGUCGUCCAUGAUCGCAUGCCCGCAGCCGCUGCACUACUCCGACCCCUUUGCGUCGUCGCACGCCCUUUCCAGCAACGUCGCAUGCACCGUCAGCGGCUCCGUCGCCAACUCCGCGAUCCCGUCGCACGCGACGCACCCCUUCGCCACCCAUCAUUCGCACGCCGCAGCGGCGACGACUUUCCCGGAUUUCGCCGCGUAUGGUAACACGGUGGCGACGGCGGGAUUCUGCGGUCACUCGCGCCGCUCCUCCUUCUCCUCCACCAGGCGACUCUCCUUCACCGGCGCCGCCGCCGCCGCCGCCGCACCGCCAACCGUUACCGAAUCGCUCUCUCAAGAGCUCCCAGAGCACACCGUCUUCGAGCCGGUUUCUCCGCCGCCUUCCGCGGCGCCGACUCCGCUUCCCGAGUCGACAGUCCAGGCUCUCACCGCCCCCGCGUCCGACUCCGCGGCGGAGUCUUCCGCUGACGCCGCGCGCAAGCCCGCAUGCGGCGGAGCGGCGGAUGCGCGCAAGCGCGCGAUGGACGCGGUGGUCCGCGCGGGGUACUGGGAGACCGAAUUUCUCGACCGCUUGAUGUUCCUCGAGGCAGAUCCCACCUUCACCCAGCUCCCCGCCGACCAGCUCCACCAGAUGAACCUGUCCCAGGAGCUGCCUGCCCCGCUGGAGCUGCUCGCGCUGGGGCUCGGCGCGGAGGUGGUAUCUGAGGAGGAGGUUCGGAAGGACCUGCACGCGGCGCGCAUGCGCGUGGUUGACGCGCUCAUGGAAGCGCAGCACCUGGACCGCGUCGCGCAGAGGUACAGCUACAACGCGGACGACGCCGCCGCCGCGGGGGAUGCCGCGGGAGCCGCCGCGGGUGCCGCCGCGAGCUGCGGGGUGCCUGGCUUCAGGGCAACUGGCGCUACUAAUACUACUAGUAGGUCUAAGGCGUCUGUGCCGCGUGUUGCGGCUGCAGGGACUGACUCGACGAGCUCUGUGCGUAGAAAGGUGCCCAAGGGCAAGAAGGCCGACCCCAAGGGGGGUAAGAAGGCUGCUGCUGCAGCUGCAGCGGAAUCCAAGGGGAAAGUUCCCCACGAUGGUUCCGAGAAGGGCGGAGAGCUGAAGGCUGCUCUGAAGAAGUCGCCGGCUCUGAAGCAGUGGCUCAAAUUUGCCGCCACCAUUUAAGAGUGGGGAUUCAUAACCUAACUUAGGUGGUACGUGCGUGUGCGUGUGCGUGUGUGUGGGUGUGUGUGAGUGUGAGUGUGCUUGGAGUGUGUAUGUGUGUGUUCAAAACAUAGAACUCGUUAAUUGUAGUCUUUCAUAUCAUAC
Molecule: messenger RNA, 1689 nt
Organism: Closterium sp. NIES-67
Lineage: Eukaryota; Viridiplantae; Streptophyta; Zygnematophyceae; Desmidiales; Closteriaceae
Source: the annotation of a GenBank genome assembly